UCGUUAUGCAAUUCCUGGGUAAAGAAGAAUCGAUCGACUAGAGUAUGGAAUCGCGCGAGCAUUGCUUUCAUUGUCGCGGUAAAUCGAUAGUUCAGCGAAGCGACGAUGAUCUUUUCAAAACUUGUCGAUCCGAUCGCAUCUCGGAAAAGUCGAAAACACCUAGUCCGAAAAAACACGCUCCUGGAUGUCUUAGGAGACUCUUUGAAGAAGAGAAACAACGUGAAAUCGCCUCCUGCGCUGACAAAUUCGCUCUGGCGAAGAGAUUGCACGCGGAGAACUUGCAGCAUCAGCCACUCCCGGACCGGGUGGACGAUUCCAUCUUUGAAAAAAGAUAUCGCUCUUGUUCAGCCGGUUGCGAACGAGAUGCCGAGUGUCAAAAUCAAGAUGACGUUGUUGCUACGACGUUGGAGGCAGAGGGCCAUCGGUUCGGACCCUCGCUCGGCUGCAAGAAGCCCAAGACCCGGAUGGACUUGGCCAUCUGUUGGGAAACGCCAAUGGACCCUGUAUACGAGCCGCGUAGACCAACGCACAUCGAUGGCUCCGAGGGCGGUUUGGCACCAGCAAUCUUCGCUUUGAUUCAGCACACGUCAGCACCGAAGAACCGCGAACUCCUGGUUCGCAACAAAGAAAAGGAUGAGCGUUGCGAUUGCGCGAGGCAGCAGGAAACGCAGGAAAAGAAUCCGAGAAGUUACUGCUGCGAUUGCUCCUGCAACGGUCCCCGUGAUAAGCUUCCUCGAAGUGGCAAGUCGACGAGAUCAAAUUCCGUGCCGCGCAUCACCGAACGCAGGUGCGCCGCGUGUCAGGGCGACAAACCGGAAGCGGAACCCGAGCGAAGAAGGAGAAGCCGAGAGGAUCCGAGACUGAUCAGAUCCGCGGUGGGUGUCGCGCUUGGUCUCGAACAAAGAUGCCGGACGACGGGCGACGAUGGGGCGCGUAGGAAUGGAUUACCGCCGACGAGGGUGACGGUCCCGCGGCCGAGGACUCCGUUCGCUAGACGUGCCUUCUGCAUCGAUACUCUCGCGCCGCCAUUCAGCAUAAUGAGCGGCUGUCGGGACGCUGAUUACCCCGAGCACUGGCGUCUCAUGUCCGUGUACCAGCAAUCGUACAAAAAUCCGCAGAAACGAAGGAUUCGCCGUUUUUGAUCGAAGUAGAAGAAAUUAAACACUUUCUUGAAAAUAACAA
Camponotus floridanus (Florida carpenter ant) is the source of this 1182-nucleotide messenger RNA. RefSeq lists its product as uncharacterized. The record is from RefSeq and is a predicted model, not a curated record. Lineage: Eukaryota; Metazoa; Arthropoda; Insecta; Hymenoptera; Formicidae. The transcript is spliced from 3 exons. Bases 45 to 1142 code for a protein of 365 amino acids.